CGUUAACCUUCUCAGCUUCUUAGAACAUUGCAGGGACUUUUCUCUGGGGUGCCUAACAAAAUGACUACCACCACUUACAGGCAAUACACCUCUUCUUCCUCUGCGAAGGGGUCGUCCUUUGGUGGGGGCUCUUCUCGGCCUUCUUCAGUCCAUGUUGGUGGAGGAUACCAACCUUCCAGCAUCCAUGGUGGGCUAGGGGGAAUUUCUGUUUCUUCUUCCCGCUAUGUAUCUGGAGUAGGCAGUUCCUUGGGUGGUGGCUAUGGGGGUAGCAGCUACUGCAGCAGCUAUGGUGGUGGCUUUGGGGGAGGCUUUGGUGGUGGCUUUGGUGGUGGCAGUUUUGUUGCUGGUGGCAGUGAUGUCCUCCUGGCUGGGGGUGAGAAGGAAACCAUGCAGAACCUGAAUGACCGCUUGGCCACCUACCUGGACAAGGUGCGGGCCCUGGAGCAUGCCAACACUGAGCUAGAGGUUAAGAUCAGGGAAUGGUACCAGAAGAGAGGACCUGGUCCACAACGUGACUACAGCUCAUACUUCAGGACCAUUGAGGAUCUGAGAAGCAAGAUUCUAGCUGCCUCUGUACAGAAUGCUACCAUCCUCCUGCAACUUGAUAAUGCAAAGCUGACUGCUGAUGACUUCAGAACCAAAUAUGAAACAGAACAUGCCCUUCGUACAAGUGUUGAGGCUGAUAUCCAUGGCUUACGUAAAGUCAUGGAUGAAUUGACUCUGACCAGAUCUGACCUAGAAAUGCAAUUGGAAAAUCUAAAGGAGGAACUGGCUUACCUGCACAAGAACCAUGAGGAGGAACUAAAAGUUCUCCGAAGCCAGAUGGGUGGAGAAAUCACUGUGGAAAUGGAUGCUGCUCCUGGGGUGGAUCUGACCAAAAUCCUGGCAGAGAUGCGUGAACAGUAUGAGCACUUGGCAGAGAAGAACCGGAAAGAUGCCGAACAGUGGUUCUUCAGCAAGACCGAAGAGCUGAACCAAGAAGUUGCCAUCAAUACGGAGCAAUUGCAGAGUGGAAAGUCAGAAGUUAUAGAGCUGAGACGUACCCUCCAAGGCUUGGAAAUUGAGCUGCAGACACAGCUCAGCAUGAAAUCAUCAUUGGAAGGUACCCUGGCUGAAACAGAAUCCCGCUACGGUCUCCAGCUCAACCAACUCCAGGCCCUGAUCACCAGUGUGGAAGAGCAGCUGGCUGAGCUUAGGUGUGACAUGGAGCGCCAGAACAGUGAAUACAAGAUCCUUCUCGAUGUCAAGACCCGCUUGGAACAGGAGAUUUCCACCUACCGCCGCCUGCUGGAGGGAGAGGAAGCCCACAUUUCCUCUCAGUAUUCUUCAGGACCAACAACCACUCGCCAAGUUCGUACAAUUGUGGAGGAGGUCCAAGAUGGAAAAGUGAUUUCAUCUCGUGAACAGGUCCAUGUUUCUGGGCGUUAAGCUGGCGCCUGGGACAAGUCAGCUUUGAUGUUGCCCUAGCAAUAUAUUUUCUGCUCUGCUCCCUACCACCCAUAACCUGAGCUCUCUAUGGCUACAUCCACAAGGCGCUAAUAAAGCUUUUUGCAUCUCA
This is a messenger RNA of Anolis carolinensis (green anole), 1558 nucleotides long. RefSeq names its product keratin, type I cytoskeletal 14. The coding region runs from base 61 to 1428 and encodes 455 amino acids. Gene Ontology annotation, biological process: epithelial cell differentiation; intermediate filament organization. Gene Ontology annotation, molecular function: structural molecule activity. Gene Ontology annotation, cellular component: cytoskeleton. The record is from RefSeq and is a predicted model, not a curated record. The transcript has 8 exons. NCBI's taxonomy places the organism in Eukaryota, Metazoa, Chordata, Lepidosauria, Squamata, Anolidae.